Messenger RNA from Symsagittifera roscoffensis, 2305 nucleotides. Its product is annotated as nose resistant to fluoxetine protein 6-like. The record is from RefSeq and is a predicted model, not a curated record. The coding region runs from base 66 to 2201 and encodes 711 amino acids. Gene Ontology annotation, molecular function: acyltransferase activity, transferring groups other than amino-acyl groups. NCBI's taxonomy places the organism in Eukaryota, Metazoa, Xenacoelomorpha, Acoela, Convolutidae. The transcript has 5 exons.
UCCUAUAUGGUCGUGUUUGUUUACCGUUAGUUGGCUUAACUCGACCCAUAAUAAAUUGUUUUGAAAUGUUCUCUCGAAUUUGCAUCGCACCAUUACUGCUUGCUCUUUUUUCGCCCAGCUUAUGCUUCGAAAAGUAUGUGCGAAUAUUGAGAGAAAAAGCUCAAGAAGCAUCUGCCAAAAACCUUUCGGACCGAUCAUUGCCAGAACAUCUGCAUGACUUGUCUCUCUUUUUGCAGUCGUACCCGGAAGUGUUUGAAAACAUCCGAGAGCUUAAUAACGCCAGCCAGUGUUACGAUGAUUGGCAGGUCAUUCUCAGCUACUCGCCAGGGGAAGUUUUCAAGUUCUGGGAUUCCUAUCCAGUGCCUGGAACUGGAAUCCUUGAAGGUAACAGGCUUUUCCCAGGACAAUCGGAGGAAUGUUACAAUGCAAAGACUGGACUCACUGGCUUAACGGUUAGACCCUUUCCAGACACUGAAAAUUUCAUCGUGAAUUUCAAUGGGUUCAAUCUGGGAAUGUGUAAUCCGUCUUCGUGCUCGGCCGAAGAGGUGUCUUCUAUUUUUGGAGACGGCGAGAGGUAUAUCCUGGCUAGGAAUAAAUUCAACGCAGAUGCUGGUUUCGUAAUUGCAGUAGUGGUCUACAGCCUAAUUCUAUCAGCAGUGUUCUGCGCAACACUUAGAGGAACCUACUUGAGAGCCAAAGCAAAAUACGAGAAGCUGCAGGAAGAAUACCGAGCGACAUCCGACUUGGCACCACUCACUGUUCAAGAGGAGGCUGGCGACGAAGCCCCGAAAAAACAACAGCAGCCGAGAGAACCUCUCGCAAUCAGAAUCCUCAUGUGCUUCGAUUUCUACGCCAAUUUCUGCAAAAUAUUGGAAACGCCGAAGGUACCCAACCCGGACCAGCUGGCGGUGUUGAACGGGAUGCGAGUUAUGAGUUUGGGAUGGGUCAUCAUCGCUCACCUGUUGCUUCUCUGGCUCGCAGCUGUCGAUAAUAUCGCCUACGUCAUCGGCAGGAGCAAGAACAUGUUGUUCCAGACAAUCGCAAACGGGUUCUCAUCUGUCGAUACUUUUUUCGUUAUGGGUGCAUGUCUGGUCAUGCUAGGAGCCUUGAGGUCCCUGGAUAAGCUGAAGAGUUCGAAUAAGCCACAGGGAUUUUUCUGGUUUAUGUUUUACGUGCAUCGCCUGAUUCGACUGUGGCCAACUCUUCUGCUGACGAUUCUCUUCGUUGCUGGGAUCUACGCUAAUCUGGCCCCCCUGUUUUACAGUCCUUUCUUCCAGAACAAUGACCCCAACACCUCUCUUGCAGCCUCGUGCAAGGGAUCAAACUGGAUCUCGACCGCGUUUUUCUACAACAACUUGAUUGCCAACCCUAACAUUGCCUGCCUUGGCUGGAGUUGGUACGUGUCCAAUGACAUCCAGUUCUACAUCAUAUCUCCCUUGUUUGUGAUACUGGCCAAGCAGAAGAGAUUGUUCGGAGUCGCUGCCAUCUCUACGACAGUCGCCAUCAGCACUCUAAUUGUUCUGCUGGGGUCUGGAAUCAACAAAGUGCCUGCUGCUGACAGUGGUGUCCCUAUCAUUGCCGUAUUUGAAACUGCUGCUGAAACUUUUGACCUUACUGGUCCUUGGACUUUGAAGACCUACUUCUCUUCUUAUUGUCGGUUCCAGGCAUACGGAAUAGGACUCCUCCUAGGAAUGGCACUAUACGAGAAGAAAGCGAUUAGCCACAAGCUUGAAUCGAUCCCAUUCCGGAUCAGAUCUCUAAUCAUCACUGGCACGUGGGUAUCUGGAUUCAUAUCCGGCGCUAUCUCCGUGUAUGGUUGCUACUUUUGGGCCAACGGGGCUCACAUGGGAGUUUGGGAGGUGGCGUUCUACAAUGCGACUAUGCGUCUUCUGUGGUCAUAUUUCAUCUGUGUAAUUGUUCUCAACUGCUCCUUGGGCUACGGCGGAGUCAUCAACGAUAUUCUGGGAGCUAAGUUCUGGUCUCCUUUCGCCAAAGUUAACUACACUACUUACAUCAUACACUUCGUGCUUCUGGAACUGUUUGUGCAGACUCUGGAACAGCCGAUCCGGUUCACUACCAUCAACUACACUCUCUAUGCUAGUGGCAUGCUCAUGUGUAUCAACUGUCUAGCUUUAGUUUGCAGCUGUAUUAUUGAAGCCCCCUUUAUCCAGCUGGAAAAAGUGCUAUUAGGGGGCAAAUGAGGGUAAAAUGUUAAGACGAAAUUAAACCAGGAAAAUUUUUAACCGAGUAUCUUAAACCAGCAUAUCAAUAUAAAAAAUAUCAUAAAUAAGUUGGGUUUAUUCCA